CAUAAUCUAUCAACCGCUUCCAUUGUCCCCACAAACCGUAGCGGCCUACCAUAGUCAGUUCUAAACAGCACCUCGCCCCGAAUCGUUUGCGUUCUCUACCCUCCUGCCCUAGAGACGAUAUUGUACUGAUGCGACUUCUUCACUUCGACCAUUCCAAGAGGCUCGUCUCUAUAGACUUCAGCGGGAAGUCCAUUCCACCAUAUGCUAUUCUCUCACACAGAUGGGGAGAUUCCGAGGUUCUCUUCGAAGAUAUCAGAAGCGACACCUACAAAGACAAGGAGGGUCAUCGAAAGAUCGAGUUCUGCGCCGAACAGGCUGCCCAGGAUCAGCUACUGUACUUCUGGAUUGACACAUGCUGCAUUGAUAAAUGGAACCGUCGUGAGCGCUCAAAAGCGAUCAACUCGAUGUUUCGAUGGUAUAAAGAUGCGGCAAAAUGCUACGUAUUCUUACCAGACGUUUCACUAUCCACCGCGACAGAGAUAGCCCUACGAAGUAGCUGGGAGGCAUCCUUCCGGGCCAGCGAAUGGUUCACUCGAGGUUGGACGCUUCAGGAACUCAUUGCUCCUGUAUCAGUCGAGUUCUUUUCUUCUGAAGGACGGCGAAUAGGCGAUAAACGAUCCCUCGAGCAGCUGGUCCACGAGAUUACUGGUAUCCCAGUCGAGGCAUUGCGGAACUGUCCAUUAGACGGAUUUCCCAUAUCCGAGCGGAUGGAAUGGGCCGAAAAUCGCGAAACAACGGAAGAAGAAGACAAGGUAUACUGCCUUCUUGGACUUUUAGAUAUCUUCAUGCCUGCCUCCUAUGGCGAGGGAAAGGAGAAAGCGUGGACAAGACUCCAACUUGAAGUAGAAGCAACCAAUGGCGCCCCGUCCAUCAUUCCGUUUUCCCGGAACGAUCAUUUCGUUGGCCGGGAGUCACAGCUUGCUGAGCUGGAAGCAAAGCUCUUCGGAGGCAAGCAAACUACCAUGAUGGCAAUAACAGGACCAGGAGGAACGGGCAAAUCGCAGCUAGCGCUCGAGCUUGCGUACCAAACAAGACAAAGGAUCAAGAACUGCUCGGUCUUCUGGAUUGAUGCAAGCGACAUGGACAGUCUCUAUCAAUCGUAUGCGAGUAUUGCCCAAAAGCUCGACGUUCCUAGUUGGGACGACGAGAAGGCAGAUAUCAAGCAGCUGGUGAAACUACAUCUGAGCAGCAAGGGUGCAAGGCAGUGGCUGCUCGUUUUUGACAACACGGAUGGCAUAAACCUGGAGUCCAGCGGGUUGUCCACAGCAGGGGCUGUCGACUUGCUCGAUUACCUACCACAGUCUGAACUAUGUUCUAUCGUCUUCACAACAACCAAUGGCGACACAGCUAAGAGGCUAGCAUCACAGAAUAUUGUAGAGCUAGGGGAAAUGACACCAGAUACGGCCGAAAGGAUGUUGGAAAACUAUUUGAACACUCCGGUUUCAAGAAGUAAGCAGCAAGAGGCGGAGCUUUUGCUACAAGAGCUAUCGUAUCUUCCCCUGGCUAUUGUCCAAGCAGCAGCCUAUAUCAAUACCCGAAACAUGACGCUGCAAGACUACCGGUCACAAUUGCUUAAACACAAGGAGGAGGCUCUCGAGCAUAGGAGCGAGUUUUCGGAGGGCAAGCUACAAGAAUGCGAUACAAAAGGUCCGGUAACUAUCACACUUCUUAUCUCAAUGGACCAGAUCCGCGGUAGUGAUUCGCUGGCGGCAGACUAUCUAUUCCUCGCGGCCUGCGUAGACCGAAAAGACAUCCCGCUCGAUCUCCUGGAAGCGUCCUCACCUCGUGAAAGGGAAGAUGCGAUAAAAGUGCUCAACAGCUACGCGCUUGUUACGAGGCGACCUGCCGACUCCGCACUCGAUCUGCACCAGCUAGUACAUCGUGCUCUACGGAGUUGGCUCCAAAGGCAGGAGAGGCUGGACCAAUGGACCCAACAUGUUAUUGCACGGCUACUAGGGGUGUUCCCUGACGAUAAUCACGGUAGUAGAAGCAAAUGGAGACGAUUACUUCCCCAUGUUAAGUACGCUCUAUCACAUAGUCUCCCUGAACAAGAGGACGCGGAUAGAAUGACUCUGGUAUGGAAAUGCGCUAUGACACUGCUUAGUGACGGACGGUACAACGAGGCGGAAGAGCUGUUUGUGCAAGUGAUGGAGACGAGAAAGAGGGUGCUUGGGGACGAGCAUCCAGACACGCUGACCAGCAUGGCCAACCUGGCGUCGACGUACCGGAAUCAGGGGCGGUGGAAGGAGGCGGAAGAGCUACAAGCAAAAGACCUAGAAAUAUGCUCGAGGGUGCUUGGGGACAAGCAUCUAGACACGCUGACUAGCAUGGCCAACCUGGCGUCGACGUACUGGAAUCAGGGGCGGUGGAAGGAGGCGGAAGAGCUAGAGGUGCAAGUGAUGGGGACGUUUAAGAGAGUGCUUGGGGACGAGCAUCCAGACACGCUGAACAGCAUGGCCAACCUGGCGUCGACGUACCGGAAUCAGGGGCGGUGGAAGGAGGCGGAAGAGCUACAAACAAAAGACCUAGAAAUAUGCUCGAGGGUGCUUGGGGACGAGCAUCCAGACACGCUAAUCAGCAUGGCCAACCUGGCGUCGACGUACUGGAAUCAGGGGCGGUGGAAGGAGGCAGAAGAGCUAGGGGUGCAAGUGAUGGGGACGUUUAAGAGGGUGCUUGGGGACGAGCAUCCAGACACGCUGACCAGCAUGGCCAACCUGGCACACACGUGGAAGGCCCAAGGCCGGAGUAAAGAAGCGAUCUCAUUGAUGGAAAAGUGCUUCGAGCUACAGAAGCAGAUCCUUAGCCCUCAUCAUCCUAACACAGAGACUUCACUCAAGACUCUAAACGAGUGGCGGAUGGGGAAUUUAGAGAUAAGAACGUAACGUUAAUGCUGCUCUUAUUCCGUAGAACAUGAAACUAAUGCACAUGGUGAAC
Messenger RNA from Trematosphaeria pertusa, 2934 nucleotides. Its product is annotated as kinesin light chain. Bases 129 to 2882 code for a protein of 917 amino acids. Gene Ontology annotation, molecular function: protein binding; ADP binding. NCBI's taxonomy places the organism in Eukaryota, Fungi, Ascomycota, Dothideomycetes, Pleosporales, Trematosphaeriaceae. The transcript has a single exon. The record is from RefSeq and is a predicted model, not a curated record.